CAAAGGUGACAAAAUCUCACUUUACUGAGCAUUGACAGUAGAAGCAUUCAAAGAAGAAUCUAAUUUUAUGCAAGAAAUACUCUGGAAAAUCCGAAACUGGACUGAUUUUACGAAACUAUAGUGUGCAGUGAAUGAAAUUUUAAAUUGAUUCGGAAUUGUGUGACCGUUAAUUCAUAGAGAAUCGCAGUCACAAAGUACCGCACAUAUACACACACACACUUACACCGUUUGUCAAUACGUCAAAAGUUUAGCACAAAACACUCAGCAAAAACAUGGAAGAAGUGAUGAUUAGUGACCAAGAAAAGGUACGGAUUGUAUCCGAUUUUAUAUUACACGCACCGCCCGGUGAAUUCAAUGAAGUGUUCAACGACGUAAGAGAAUUGCUGAAAAAUGAUACUCUGCUGAAAGAAGGUGCAAGCGCCGCAUUCGCUCAAUACAACAAAGAUCAAUUAACUCCCGUUCGCAUCGAAUCAACCGAACAGCAGGCAGUUAUUACCGAAUUUAACGAUUUGGGCGCUGGCCGAUUCUACGAUCCUCGAACGCGCCAAUCUUUCAGGUACGAUCACCUAAGGAAAGAAGCUUCCGACUAUCAGCCAUACGAACCAGACGCAACGGCCGAAUCGUGGCGUGCGGCAUUGGAUGCGGAAAUAUUGACUUAUACGAACGAUCAUUAUCGGCACGGCGUUUCGUCGGUAUUUGGCCGAUCGCAAGGUAGCCAAAUUACGUUAACCGUUUGCAUCGAAGAUCAUCAAUUCCAACCGAACAAUUUUUGGAACGGCCGAUGGAGAUCACAGUGGCAUGUUACGUUUCAACCGGGCAGUGGUAGUACUGCGACCGAUUUGAAAGGAGUUCUGAAAGUACAGGUUCACUACUACGAAGAUGGUAACGUUCAAUUAGUUUCGUCGAAAGAAUGCCGUGAAUCGUUAAUUGUGUCAAAUGAAGCUGCCACAGCUAAGGAAAUAAUCCGUUUGAUCGAAGAAGCUGAAAACGACUAUCAAACGGCGAUAACAGAAAAUUAUCAGAAUAUGUCCGAUACGACGUUCAAGGCAUUGCGUAGACAGUUACCGGUCACGCGCACCAAAAUCGAUUGGAGUAAAAUCGUUUCGUACAGUAUCGGCAAGGAGCUUAAAACACAAUAGAGUGGAAUCGACGGAUCGGACGGUAUGUCGUUUUGUGUUUUUUUUUUAUUGUAUAGAAUCAAAGUAAUAUGUUCGACAGUCGAUUCCGUUUUUGGCGUGGGCGACAAUGAGAGCGCGGAGUUUUUGUUUGGAUUUUAUGUUAUACAUUAAAAACAACAACCAAGAAAAUUAGCUAAAUUGAAAGACCAUUUUCGUUUGAUCGAACUUCUUUUUUUUUUAUUCAUUUGAUUUGGUUUCUUAUUUUUGAUGGCAUAGUUCGGUUUAUUUGGAUGGGAUGAAGACCGGUGUUUCGAUUGAAAUGAAAAUGUCUGCGAAUGUUUUAAGGAAAAAAGAUUUUUUUGAAAAGAAAACAAAAUGGGACAAACAAAACGCCGGCUUUAUAUCAUCCGCUAUGAAACGAAAAGCAUUUACAAUCAGUCUUAUUUUGAAAGUUUAAAUUAAUCCAUAAAAUAACAAAACAAACAAAUUUAUUAUAAAUAUUAUUGUUAAAUUUUACCUUUAUAAUUAAAUAUAUUUAAUAUUCAGAAAUAAUAAAAAA
Molecule: messenger RNA, 1677 nt
Organism: Bradysia coprophila
Lineage: Eukaryota; Metazoa; Arthropoda; Insecta; Diptera; Sciaridae
Gene: cpa
Product: F-actin-capping protein subunit alpha
Biological process (GO): barbed-end actin filament capping; actin cytoskeleton organization
Cellular component (GO): F-actin capping protein complex; cortical cytoskeleton
Molecular function (GO): actin filament binding
Source: RefSeq, a predicted model, not a curated record